Molecule: messenger RNA, 882 nt
Organism: Peronospora matthiolae
Lineage: Eukaryota; Oomycota; Peronosporomycetes; Peronosporales; Peronosporaceae
Source: the annotation of a GenBank genome assembly
AUGACUGACAGCGGCAAGUGUGCAUUUGUGCUUGAAAUAGAGCUUUUGGACGGCGCAGAUGAAAGUGUGACACUAUGUCAUCGUCGGUAUGUAAAUGACAUACUCAAGCGCUUUGGCAUGGAUGAUUGCAAAGCCGUCGCAAGUCCAGUCGACAUGAGCUCUCGACUUGUUUCAAGUGAUGCAACUACCAAGGUCGAUGCUCCUUUUCGCGAAGCUGUUGGUGCGUUGAUGCACCUGACCACUGCAACGCGUCCGGACAUUGCGUUUGCUGUGGGCUAUGUGUCGCGGUUCAUGGAAAAUCCCCAAGAAGAACACUGGGUUGCAGUUAAGCGUAUCUUUCGCUACCUACAAGGCACCAAGACGCAUGGAAUUUGCUACAAGCCAAGUGCGAAGAUCGGUUUUCGUUGCUACUCGGAUGCAGACUGGGCCGGUGACCUCGCUGAUCGCAAGUCGACGUCUGGUUACGUAUUCAUGCUGUUGGGUGCGCCAGUGAGUUGGGGCAGCAAGAAACAGCCAAGUGUUUCGUUGUCCACGAGUGAUGCUGAAUGCAUCGCACUCAGCUUAGCGAUUAAAGAGGGCAAGUGGAUUCAUCGUCUGCUUUGUGAGAUCGUGAUGGCUGCCAAUGAAGAAGGACCGGAACUCAUGAUCCAUGAAGACAAUCAGUCGCGUAUCAAGAUGACAAAGAACCCGGUCAACCACGGCCAUGCCGUGCACAUUGAUAUCAAGUACCAUCACAUCCGUGACGAGGUCAAGCGCGGUGAAGUGAAGCUUAAGUACUGUGAAACUGCGGUGAUGUUAGCGGACAUCAUGACGAAGGGACUUCACGGGCCACGCCACAAGGAGAUGACGGCGACUCUCGGGAUUUGUGCGUGUUCGCAUUGA